UAAUACAUGGGGCUGGGCUCCUGCAACCCCUGAGCAGAUGCUGGAUUGGGAAUGAGAUGAUCUGCUGAAGGUGGAGAUCUGCUGUUCCAGCUCUGGAUUGAUAUUUAUGCAUCAGAUUGGAAGCCAUACAUUGCUGCUUAGUUGACCCCCACAGGAAUCAUGGCAGACCCAGCAGAAUGCAGCAUCAAAGUGAUGUGCAGGUUCAGGCCACUGAAUGGAGCAGAAAUUCAAAGAGGGGACAAGUUCAUCCCUGUAUUCAAAGGUGAUGACACCACAGUGAUUGGGCAGGGGAAGCCUUACGUGUUUGAUAAAGUGUUUUCUCCCAACACCUCCCAGGAUCAAGUGUACAGCGCCUGCGCCAAGCAGAUCGUCAAAGAUGUUUUGGACGGCUACAAUGGAACCAUCUUUGCUUAUGGACAGACAUCUUCAGGGAAAACGCACACGAUGGAGGGAAAGCUGCACGACCCUCAGAUGAUGGGCAUCAUUCCAAGAAUUGCGCACGACAUCUUUGAUCACAUUUAUUCCAUGGAUGAAAACCUCGAGUUCCACAUUAAGGUUUCCUAUUUUGAAAUUUACUUGGAUAAAAUUAGAGACUUACUCGAUGUGUCUAAGACCAAUCUUGCCGUACAUGAAGAUAAAAACAGAGUUCCUUAUGUAAAGGGUUGCACGGAAAGGUUUGUAUCCAGUCCAGAAGAAGUCAUGGAUGUGAUAGAUGAGGGCAAAGCCAACAGACACGUCGCGGUUACAAAUAUGAAUGAGCACAGCUCCAGAAGUCACAGUAUUUUCUUAAUAAACAUAAAACAAGAGAACGUGGAAACGGAGAAGAAGCUUUGUGGCAAACUCUACUUGGUGGAUUUAGCCGGAAGUGAAAAGGUCAGCAAGACGGGAGCGGAGGGAGCGGUUUUGGAUGAAGCCAAAAACAUCAAUAAGUCUUUAUCUGCUUUGGGCAACGUAAUCUCGGCUCUGGCCGAAGGAACCAAAACCCACGUUCCCUACAGAGACAGUAAAAUGACCCGUAUUCUUCAGGAUUCCCUGGGUGGAAAUUGCCGAACGACCAUUAUAAUCUGCUGUUCUCCAUCCAUCUUCAAUGAAGCCGAAACAAAGUCCACCCUAAUGUUUGGGCAGAGAGCGAAGACCAUCAAGAACACGGUUUCUGUGAAUCUUGAGCUGACCGCGGAGGAAUGGAAGAAGAAAUACGAAAAGGAGAAGGAGAAAAACAAAUCUCUCAAGAACAUUAUCCAGCAUCUUGAGAUGGAGCUGAGCAGAUGGAGAGGCGGAGAAGCGGUUCCCGUGGACGAGCAGAUAAGCGCAAAAGACCAAAAAACCCUCGAACCGUGUGACAACACCCCGGUCAUCGAUAACCUGUCCCAGACCAUCGCCAGCAUCUCGUCGGAGGAGAAGAAGAAGUAUGAUGACGACAUCGCCAGUCUGUACAGGCAGCUGGAUGAUAAGGAUGAUGAGAUUAACCAACAUAGUCAGAUGGCUGAAAAAUUGAAACAACAAAUGUUGGAUCAGGAAGAGCUCCUGGCGUCCACACGUAGAGACUAUGAGAAGAUUCAAGAAGAGCUGACGCGGCUUCAGAUAGAGAACGACGCCGCCAAGGACGAGGUGAAGGAAGUUCUUCAAGCCUUGGAGGAACUAGCUGUGAACUAUGACCAGAAAUCUCAGGAAGUGGAGGACAAGACCAAAGCCAACGAGCAACUUUCUGAUGAACUUGGCCAAAAAACGACCGGUUUGAUAGCCACCCAGCGUGAGCUUCACCAGCUGCAGGAGCUCAGUAAUCAUCAGAAGAAGAGAGCCACGGAAAUUCUGAACCUGCUGCUCAAGGACCUUGGAGAGAUUGGAGGGAUUAUUGGAACCAACGACGUGAAAACGCUCGCGGAUGUGAACGGGGUGAUCGAGGAAGAGUUUACCAUGGCUCGUCUGUACAUCAGCAAGAUGAAAUCUGAAGUCAAGUCGCUAGUAAAUCGGAGUAAACAACUGGAAGCCGCGCAGAUGGAAGCAAAUCGGAAAAUCAAUGAAAGCGAGAGAGAGCUGGCGGCGUGCCAACUGCUCAGCUCCCAGCAUGAAGCAAAGAUCAAAUCCCUUACAGAUUAUAUGCAGAAUGUGGAGCAUAGACGGAGGCAGCUGGAGGAAGCUCAAGACUCGCUGAAUGAGGAGCUGGCCAAACUCCAUGCGCAAGAAAAAAUGCAUGAAGUCUCCUUUAAAGAUAAAGAAAAGGAACAUUUGACCAGACUUCAAGACGCUGAAGAAAUGAAGAAAACCCUGGAGCAGCAGAUGGAGAGUCACAGGGAGGCUCAUCAGAAGCAGCUUUCCCGACUGAGGGAUGAAAUUGAGGAGAAACAGAAGAUGAUCGACGAUCUCAAAGAUCUGAAUCAGAAGCUGCAGCUGCAGAAGGAUAAACUGACUUCUGAUUACGAGAAGCUAAAGGCGGAAGAUCAACAGAGAGCAAAGGAACUGGAAAGUCUUGUGCUGCUUAAUGAGAAGCGGGAGCAGUCUCGCGAAGACCUAAAAGGCCUGGAGGAAACCGUGGCCAGGGAACUCCAGACUCUCCAUAACCUGCGCAGGCUUUUUGUGCAAGAUCUCACAACUAGAGUGAAAAAGAGCGUUGAGCUGGACAGUGAUGAUGGAGGUGGAAGCGCAGCCCAAAAACAGAAAAUAUCCUUUCUUGAGAACAACCUUGAGCAGCUCACCAAAGUUCACAAACAGCUGGUACGCGAUAACGCAGAUCUCCGCUGUGAGCUUCCUAAACUGGAGAAACGGCUCCGAGCCACAGCUGAGCGAGUUAAGGCCCUGGAGGGUGCCCUUAAGGAGGCCAAAGAGAAUGCCAUGCGCGACCGCAAGAGAUACCAGCAGGAGGUAGACCGCAUCAAAGAGGCUGUGAGGGCAAAGAAUAUGGCAAGGAGGGCACAUUCUGCCCAAAUCGCCAAACCAAUCCGACCCGGCCAUUACCCGGCAUCCUCUCCCACGGCAGUGAACUCCGUUCGAGGCGGAGGUGGAUCCGUGCAUUCUUCCUAUUACCAUCACCAUGCAAAAUAAACAAGAACCAUCGCUACGCAUGUGAAUCCGCUGUUAAUAAUUUCGCCAUCUCUUCGCGUGUAGUUUGAAUCUUUUCCUCCCUGCCCUGUCUGCAGUCAUCAGUCUGGAUCCCUGGCUUACCUGAACCCGCUAAUGUACAGACGCGUUUUAUCACAGCGUAAUGUAUCGAGCAUAUCGACAACUAUAGUGACCCCAGCACCCGUCCCUUGGUGCUAAAGUGGCCUCUGCUCUUACAUAGGCAAUGCAAUCAGCCCCUGGGGUACGGCCGCCUAGCAGCGCUAUCCCCUUCCUCAGCUCCCCGGACACCAUGCAUCGGUGUCUCUGCUGCAUAUUAUCCUUUACAUAGCAGCAAAGCCGUAUGCCACGCUGUCGGAGGCUGGGGACGAGCGAGUCGCCAGUGUCUGAUGUACAAUAGAGCCCUAUUUUAUAUAUUUAUGGAAUGAAGAAACCAUGUGCUGCUACACAUCGUCCAUUCAUUUUACAG
This is a messenger RNA of Spea bombifrons (plains spadefoot toad), 3523 nucleotides long. RefSeq names its product kinesin family member 5C (gene KIF5C). The transcript is spliced from 26 exons. Gene Ontology annotation, biological process: microtubule-based movement. Bases 160 to 3039 code for a protein of 959 amino acids. Gene Ontology annotation, molecular function: microtubule binding; microtubule motor activity; ATP binding. NCBI's taxonomy places the organism in Eukaryota, Metazoa, Chordata, Amphibia, Anura, Pelobatidae. The record is from RefSeq and is a predicted model, not a curated record.